Messenger RNA from Anopheles coluzzii, 1292 nucleotides. Its product is annotated as dynein regulatory complex protein 10-like. The record is from RefSeq and is a predicted model, not a curated record. The coding region runs from base 37 to 1278 and encodes 413 amino acids. Lineage: Eukaryota; Metazoa; Arthropoda; Insecta; Diptera; Culicidae. The transcript has 5 exons.
UAGCUUCAGCGACGAGGUCCGAACAACAUUAAAAUUAUGGGCGAUAGCUUUGAGGCGGUUUGUGCCGGCGAUUCCGAAGAGGAUGUGGUCGCCGUGAGGGCAAUGGUGGAGAAGAUAACGUCGGAAAUAAUGGCACACGGUGAGGAGGAGUACGAUUCGUACGAUCCGGAAAGCCUCCAGAAGGUGGAGUUUAACAUUCAGAUCAACCGGGUCGGCAUGAUCCUGGGCGAAAUGACGCAAACACUUGAGGUGCUGUUCUGUCUGCCAAUCAUCUGCCAAAAUGAAGCCCUGCUGGACGCUUGCUUCGAUGUGGACGACAAGAAUGUGAUCAAAUUCCUGAGCCAGUACAUUGCGUCCAAUACUACGCCCGCGAUGACCAAGGACGAUAUCGAUGUUGAGGAGCUGAAGAUUCCCUCCGGACAGUUGAUAGAGCUGGCGACGCUUCUCUCCAAGAAGGAACUGCACGCAGCGACGGUUGGGCACGUGAAGCAGCUUCCCGGUGUUUAUCGUCGCUUUCUUUCGAACAUACGCGAGUUCAGGAAGUUCACGAUCAACAAGAUGAAGCUGACGGCGCAAAAGGACCUGGCGAAGGAGAAGAUACUACACCGCCUGUGGACGCGGAACGAGCGCAACAAGAAGGAAAUCCGUAAGAUCGAAGACAUACUGGUGAUGAAGAAGGAAAAGUUGGAGGAGUCGGUGCAGGAAAAGUACGCCGUGAUCGAGCGGUACAGGCAGGAGUACGAAGAGUUGGGCGAGAGGAGUCGUGACAAUAUCGUAAAAUUCAUGGAUGAUUCCGAUCGUGAGAUGUACCAUUACUUCGAACGAAGCGAUCAGCGGUACGAGAAUCUGCUUGAGGAAGCGGCCGGCACGCAAAAGACCUACCAGCAACAGUUGCAGGCCGAUCUGACGGUGGAGAAAACGAAUCGGUUGAAGAAACUGAAGCUUACCAAUCAGCUUCAAAUGUGGCUGCACAAGUAUGAUAAGGAUGCGGGCGAAAGGACGCACGAGCUGAAGGAGCUGGUGGCCAAGCUGAACACGCGCCAGCAGGAGUACAACCGUUGGAAGCGCAACAUCUUCGAUCCGCAGGAGAAAAAGUACUUUGAUGCAAUGGAGGAGAAGCGUCAGAUUGAGAUACGCGAGCAGGAGGAACGGAUCGAAGCGUUUAUGAUGAACCGGGCGGCAAAGGUACUGCAGCGUGCGUGGCGUUCGGUCGCGGAAAGGAAGCGCAAGAUGCGUGGCAAAGGUCGUGGCCGGAAGGGCAAAGGAAAGCGGAAGUAAUUUUGAGGAACCUA